Messenger RNA from Zeugodacus cucurbitae (melon fly), 990 nucleotides. Its product is annotated as ryncolin-1. Bases 57 to 836 code for a protein of 259 amino acids. The record is from RefSeq and is a predicted model, not a curated record. NCBI's taxonomy places the organism in Eukaryota, Metazoa, Arthropoda, Insecta, Diptera, Tephritidae. The transcript has 2 exons.
UUAUUCGAGCGAUUAGUUCAAUAAAAGCAUACGAGAUCGUCAUUUCAUACAACGAAAUGUUAGUGAACGCGGCGCUGUUGAUGUUCUUCCUGGCCACCGCCUCGACGGAUUUAUUGAACGAAUCAUGGAAGGAGCGGCCUCUACCUUCCAACUGUGUCGAGGCAGUGAGCUUGGCGGGUUCAGAAGCCAAAAGCGGCAUCUAUCGCAUACGCGUAUUGCUAGAUAAUUGGGCCCAUCGCCCCUUCUACGUGUACUGUUUACUCGACGAGAACGGCGGUGACCCCUGGUUGUUGGUGCAGCGUAGGCAAGGCGAAGACGUUGACUUUUAUCGCAACUGGACAGAUUACAAGAAUGGCUUUGGAAACUUGGCCACAAGUUUCUUUAUUGGCUUGGAUAAACUCAAUGCGCUCACACAAGUGGAACUUAAUGAGCUACAAAUUGAAUUGCGUGAUUUCGAAGAUACCACUAAAUAUGCCAACUAUGAAAGUUUUGCCGUGGCUGAUGAAAACGAAAAAUAUGCCUUGAAUAUUUUAGGACCAUAUACUGGGGAUGCAGGCGAUGCCUUGCUCGGCUAUCACGAUGGUCAAAAAUUCAGUACAUACGAUCAGGACAACGAUAAUUGGAAAGGGAAUUGUGCGCAACAAUACGAAGCCGCCUGGUGGUAUAAAUCUUGCGAUCUAAGUAAUCUGAAUGGCAAGUAUCUUAAAGGUGCACACGAAAAUAGUACGGAGGGCAUUAACUGGGAGCCAUGGCGCGGCAGCUAUUACUCGUUGAAAUAUACGCACAUGGCUAUACGACCAAAAGAUCGUGUGCAAAUGCGGGGACAAAGAUGGUGAAAGCAUAAAUGAAGACUACUUCAGAGGCAUAACAAAUUUAAAAUAUAUUACAAACAUAUAUACAAGGUAUUAAUUGUGUCUACCCGAAAUUGUUUUUGUAAAACUUCCGAGAAUUUUCUAGAAAUAAAUCACGAAAUGAAAUGCAUAUUCGUAA